This is a messenger RNA of Chinchilla lanigera (long-tailed chinchilla), 2703 nucleotides long. It is a transcript of the gene Pdgfb, whose product is annotated as platelet-derived growth factor beta polypeptide. Gene Ontology annotation, cellular component: membrane. Gene Ontology annotation, molecular function: growth factor activity; platelet-derived growth factor receptor binding. The record is from RefSeq and is a predicted model, not a curated record. Gene Ontology annotation, biological process: positive regulation of ERK1 and ERK2 cascade; positive regulation of cell migration; positive regulation of protein autophosphorylation. NCBI's taxonomy places the organism in Eukaryota, Metazoa, Chordata, Mammalia, Rodentia, Chinchillidae.
CCCGCCCGCCCCCCCGCCGGCCCGGGCGGGAGUUUGCACCUCUCUCUGCCCGGGUGCUCGAGCCGCAGCUGCAAAGACAACUUUGGAAAAAGUUUUUUGGGGGAGAUUUGGGCUUUGAGGUGCCCAGCCUAGAGCUUUCUGAUUUGGGAGACCUAUCCAGAAAAUGUUGCAAAAAAGCUAAGCCAGCGGGCAGAGGAAAACGCCUUCAGCCGGCGAGUGAAGACGAACCAUCGCCUGCCUGGCGUGUUCCUUUUCCUCUCGGAGGUUGGAGUACCCUGCGCGCCCCCACACGGCUAGACGCCUCGGCUGGUUCGCGACGCAGCCCCCCGGCCGUGGAUGCUCGCGCGGGCUCGGGAUCCGCCCAGGUAGCAGUCUCCGACCGUGGUCAUCCCCAGCCCCCCAGCGACGGAGCCGGGGCCGCGGGCGGCGGCGCCCAGGGGCCAUGCGGGUGAGCCGCGGCGGCGGCUGCAGCGGCCUGAGCUCCUGAUCACCGCGGACCCGAGCGGAGCCCACUCUCCUCCCCAGCCCCCCACCCUGGCCGCGGGGGCGGCGCGCUCGGUCUACGCGUCCGGGGCCCCGCGGGGCCGGGCCCGGAGUCGGCAUGAAUCGCUGCUGGGCGCUCUUCCUGUCUCUCUGCUGCUACCUGCGUCUGGUCAGCGCCGAGGGGGACCCCAUUCCUGAGGAACUCUAUGAGAUGCUGAGUGACCAGUCCAUCCGCUCCUUUGACGACCUCCAGCGCCUGCUGCACGGAGACUCCGUAGAUGAAGAUGGGGCCGAGCUGGACCUGAACGUGACCCGGGCCCACUCAGCACGCGAGGCUGAAGGCUCAUCUCGUGGGAGGAGGAGCCUGGGUUCCUUGACGGUGGCCGAGCCGGCCAUGAUCGCCGAGUGCAAGACGCGCACGGAGGUGUUCCAGAUCUCGCGGAACCUCAUCGACCGCACCAACGCCAACUUCCUGGUGUGGCCGCCCUGCGUGGAGGUGCAGCGCUGCUCCGGCUGCUGCAACAACCGCAACGUGCAGUGCCGGCCCACGCAGGUGCAGCUGCGACCUGUGCAGGUGAGGAAGAUCGAGAUCUUGCGGGGGAAGCCGACCUUCAAGAAGGCCACGGUGACCUUGGAGGACCACCUGGCCUGCAAGUGUGAGACGGUGGUGUCUGCUCGGCCUGCGACCCGAAGCCAGGGGGCUUCCCAGGAGCAGCGAGCCAGGACGCCCCAAACUCGUGUGGCCAUCCGGACAGUUCGAGUCCGCAGGCCCCCCAAAGGGAAGCACCGCAAGUUCAAGCACACGCAUGACAAGGAGGCGCUGAAAGAGACCCUCGGAGCGUAGUGGUGGCGGCAGGAGAAUGUGGGCAGGGUUAUUUAAUAUGGUAUUCUCUGUAUUGCCCCCAUGGGGUCCUUGGAGUGAUAAUGUCGUCCCCCUCGUCCGUCUGUCUCGAUGCCUGAUUCGGACGGCCAAUGGUGCUCCCCCGCCCUCCGCGCAUCUGUCCCCCACCGCGUCAGUCCCCGCCAGCAGCCCUGCCCUGGGGCCAAAGGAGCAAACGGGACUCAGCUCCAUCGCUCCAACCUCCCUUGACCCGGAGAGCGAGGGACAGGAGCAGAGAGACUGGCGGGACGGGGUUCCGUCCCCCACGCCUGGCCCCAGGAGCGCUGCGCGAGGAGCCGGCCGGCUGGGGGACACGACACCUCCAGGCAGACGGGUGCCUCAUCCGGUGGCUGAGACCACACGGGGAGCACAGACUGGGGUAGCCCCUCUCCCGGCACCCAGAAGGCCGUCGCCCUCCUGUCAGCUCUGUGCGCUCCGCGGCUUCCUGCAUUUCCUCGCUGAGAUCCUCGGAGACAGACUCGCCUCGCCAGGGCAGGUGCCCGUGCGCCCCCUCCAGCGGGUUACAGAUGAAGUUUGCUCUUUGCGUGAAAGCAGAUGGCGACCUGGGCACCCCCGCCUCCCCUGUCCACCCUAAUUCAUUCCCUCCUCUAUUUCCUUUCAUUUCUCUACCUCCACCCUGCAUCUUCCACUCACCCUGGCCCUUUGGUCUGUUCUGCCAAUGGGCUCUUGGACCCCUGAUUGAGACCCCAGUCAUUCUUCCCUAGGACGGAAGACCAGGGGCCAGGGCAGUAGGAGACCUGCCAUCAUAUUCCAGCCCAGCCAAGACUGCCAUGUAAGGUUGUGCAGAGUGUGGACUGCACAAGGGCACUGCAUGCAGGGAGCACUGUUCACACCCUACAUAUGACCCAUUUAUCUAUUUAUUCUGACAGUUUCUGGCAGAUGUAGGUCAAGUGUCUGAGGAAAGGGAUCCUUUUCCUAAUUCACACAAAGGCUCCAUGUGGACUAGCUGUGCCCCUGCCCCAGCCUUCAGCCUGGAGUAGUCAGACAUGAGUGAGCCAGUGGUGUAUGGGUCCGCGCCUCCAUUCCCCAGGCCUCUGCUCCAGCUGUUCCCUUCAGGGCAGAUGUGAGAAGCCCAGGCCAAGGUGUGGGAGCGGGAACAGCCUCUUGCCCCGCCCCCACUCCCCCCUUGGGUUCUUAGGGUCUGGCCUGCUGGCUCCUCCCAGGACCACAGCAGGUGGGCGGGGGAGGGGGGAAAAGAGCCCUGGCCCCUCGGGUGGGGGUCUGAGCUCCCCCUCCCCCUGCACUUCCCUUCCCCCUCCCAGAUCUGCUUCCUUCAGUUUGUAAAGUUGGUGAUUAUAUUUUUGGGGGCUUUCCUUUUA